AUGGCCGCUGUCACGCUGCACCUCUCGGCGCCAAGCGCGCGUAUCUUUACAGAAAAGCGCUUUGAACGUGAUGUGCCCACCGCGCUAUUACGUCACAAGCUCGAGAUGAUUACAGGGAUCCCGCCGGCCGCGCAGCGGCUGGCAUUGCUGCCCGUCGGCGCUAGCGCGGAGGCGCCAUGGACACAGGGCAUCAUGGCCGAGACUACGCCGCUGGACGACGAUCUUUGCAUCUUGGACGCAUGGCAGGCGCGGGAUGGUAUGCAACUUCGUGUGCACGAUACACGCAAUGUGACAUGGGACGUCGACGAUGAGACGGUCGAGAAAUUUGAGCUGACCGACGAGCAGUACGCGGCUCGCCACGAUACCCUUCGUGCGUUUAAGCAGGCGCACCAGCUGGGCCGCUUUGCGCCUUCGAGUGCGACAGCAGCGCCAGGACCUACGUACGAGCCGCCUACGCCAGACAUGGUCGUCGGCGCACGCUGCGAAGUAGAUACCGGCGACGGCUUCCCUCGGCGCGGCACGAUUCAGUACGUGGGCAACACGAAAUUCGCCGCGGGCCCCUGGAUCGGUGUGGCCUACGAUGAGCCUGUGGGAAAGAAUGACGGAAGUGUCUAUGGUGUGCGCUACUUUACUACACGCGCGCGGUAUGGUGGCUUUGUUCGGCCUGCUCACGUCCAAGUGGGCGACUAUGCCGAAGAAGAAUGGGAAGUGUAG
Malassezia pachydermatis is the source of this 714-nucleotide messenger RNA. RefSeq names its product tubulin-specific chaperone b. Gene Ontology annotation, biological process: cytoplasmic microtubule organization. NCBI's taxonomy places the organism in Eukaryota, Fungi, Basidiomycota, Malasseziomycetes, Malasseziales, Malasseziaceae. Bases 1 to 714 code for a protein of 237 amino acids. The record is from RefSeq and is a predicted model, not a curated record. Gene Ontology annotation, molecular function: microtubule plus-end binding. The transcript has a single exon. Gene Ontology annotation, cellular component: microtubule plus-end; nucleus; cytoplasm.